Messenger RNA from Copidosoma floridanum, 720 nucleotides. RefSeq lists its product as uncharacterized. The record is from RefSeq and is a predicted model, not a curated record. NCBI's taxonomy places the organism in Eukaryota, Metazoa, Arthropoda, Insecta, Hymenoptera, Encyrtidae.
CUUUAAUUGAGUGUGACUGUACAUUUUUAAAUAUUUUUUUAGAGCACUAUGUGAUGGUAUGUACUAGCAGAUGACGCAAUCCCUCUCACCAAGAUGACAACGUCGAUUGCAAAACCCGCACGUCUCGCUCUGGUCAUUUUUCUGCUCUUCAGCAACUAUGUUACAAGUUUAAUCAUACCAGAAGAUUUACCAACAGUAACAAAUGUAUUUUUUUCCGUGUUUCCACCAAUCAAAAUAGGGACUGACUCGAGAAUAGGAAUUGGUUUUAAAUUUGGUGAACACGCAGACUUUCAAGUACUGACGGAGUAUGGACCACAGAAAUAUACUCAACAGAUUGGAAAUGUUAAAGACAAAAAAAGUAAAAGAGAUACAAUGAUGGCAGCAGCCCUAAAAGGUGAAUUUGGUCCUUGGUCUCAAGUAAUUGCUAAAAUUCAAAUGAGACGGAAGUACAAAAAACUUUUAGAAGAAUAUAAAAUAAAAGCUCAAAAAUCUAAUAAUUUAACUAAAGUAUAGAUGAAUAUGUGGUGAACCGUAACUAACCUCGAACAGUGACACAAAAACAAGAUAUACAUAAGACACUGUUGGCAGAAUAAGUAAUUUUUUAUUUUAUAAUGAACAAUAAUAUUUAUAACUUUACCCAACGAUGUCUCAAAGAUGACAGAAUAUUUCAGGCGAAAUUAAAAAUGUGUGCCAUACUCCAUUUAAUUAUAAAGGGUAGAA